Saccoglossus kowalevskii is the source of this 1449-nucleotide messenger RNA. Its product is annotated as excitatory amino acid transporter-like. The record is from RefSeq and is a predicted model, not a curated record. Gene Ontology annotation, cellular component: plasma membrane. Gene Ontology annotation, biological process: L-glutamate transmembrane transport. Lineage: Eukaryota; Metazoa; Hemichordata; Enteropneusta; Harrimaniidae. Gene Ontology annotation, molecular function: neutral L-amino acid transmembrane transporter activity; glutamate:sodium symporter activity; L-glutamate transmembrane transporter activity.
AUGGCAACUAUAGAAUGUUCUGGGACAUGUUGUAAGAAAUGGAUAUUAGAUAAUCUUCUUCUGAUACUGACAUUGGUUGGUGUGAUUGUCGGUUUCAUUCUUGUUCCUAUACUUCAGUCAUUAUAUUCUUUACUGGUUGUGGGUACGACGUUUCAUGAACAAUUAACAAUAUUUAAAGCUACUGCAUCUUUAGAACCCAGAUCGAACGGCAAGAUGAGUGGCAUCAGUUUUGGAUUCAUGGUAUGCAUGGUGUUUCUCGCGGUAACUGUCGGCAUUGUGUUAUGCUUAGUAAUACAACCUGGUAAAAUUAAUUCUGAUAUCACCGAUGAUGACUACAAGCCAGCAUACUAUGAAACACAAGAUGUAAUCGCCGAUUUAUUAAGAAAUAUGAUUACAGAUAAUAUUGUCAAAGCCUGUCUGCAAUCCAUUUACACUGCAUAUACCUUUGAAGAAACUAACAGCACAGACACCAAUACUACGGAGUUACAAGUCGCGUCCAAAUCAAGCGAAUAUGGAUCUGGUACUAAUCUGCUUGGUGUGUUAAUAUUUUCUGCUGCGUUCGGCGCUGCUAUGUGCGUCCAGAAGGAAGAGACACGUGCCAUGUUCAAUUUCAUGUGGGCACUUCGGACGAUAUCAUUGAAGAUCCUUACUGUGUUUUUAUGGUGUUUACCUAUUGGGACCGCUAGUCUAAUUUGCACCUCACUGCUUGGAGUUGAUGACAUAACCGCCGUCUGGGAGUCUCUGGGUAAAUUUGUUGGUACAGUGAUCGCAGGCCUCGCCAUCCACGCUUUUAUCACACUAUCUCUCACCUUCUUUAUUGUGACAAGACAGAACCCAUAUGUUUUCCAGUUUCGCUGUCUGAAGGCUAUUGUUAUGGCAAUGAUCACCAAAACAAAUGCUGCCACAUUACCAGUGAUUUUUAAAGUCUGUGAAGUCAACAACAACAUCCACAAAACUGUUAGCAACUACGUGGUGCCGUUGAACGUAUCGUUUAAGAGCGAUGGGUCGGCAGUGUUCAUCGUUAGCGGCGCUAUGUGGUUGGCACAAAGUGAGAACAUGCAAUUGAAUGCAGGGCAAGUCAUCACAAUGGGAAUUGUAGCAUGGGUAAUGGGACUUAGUCUUCCAGCAGUUCCAAGCGCAAGUCUCGUUGCCAUAGUGACCGUCUGUAGCUCGGUCGGUGUACCUUCAUACAACAUCGGUCUCCUUAUUUCCAUGGAAUGGUUAUUAGAUUCUUUACGGACAGGUGUCAAUUGUAUCAGUCACUGUUCAUGCGCUGGUAUUGUCAACAGUAUAAUGGCGGAUACUAUAGAAUCAGCUGAGAGCGAGUUGGAGAAAUUAAAAGCGGUCGAAGAACACGAUCUGGAAGACCUAAAACAAAGCGGUGUAGUGAAUUUAGCUAUAAACAAAGAUGGGGAAACAGCUGGUUCAUUUAGACAAUACACGCAAUAA